CAUUAGAAUCGAAGGAGCACACGACAAGCAAAUCUGAGACAAAGCAGCCCAGCCGAGCAUCUUUGCCAAGAGUUGACGCUACUCGAGAGCAACAGCAGAAGCACAACGAUAUUAAUUUGAAAUUGAAAAUAUUUUGAUUAGAACCAAGAUGUGCCGAUUCAUUCAUGCAAACAAAGGAACAAACCACUCGCUAUCGACGAUAUCUCUCAUUCUGGUUUUAUCUGCUAUGCUAUUCACGGUGGUCCCGGUUCGUGGAGACGAAGCAACUCUGGUCGCCCCAGUGCCAGGAAAUGGCACACUGCUUAGCAUAAAUGCCUCGGAGGUGCCCUCGGCCGCGCCAACGAUCAGCUACUGCAAAGGAAUCUGCGGAGAAGGCGGACCGAACUCAGAAGGGUAUCUUGUGGACCCCGAUUUUGCUACGGAGUACCAAUGGAACCUGCGGGUCCCCGUCUGUUCCGGAGCUUCGUGCGAGAAGGCCACCUGCGCGGAACUGUCCAUGAGGCUCCGGACAAAGGACCUGAGCGACUUUGAGUGCCGGAAGCACCAGGUAGAGCUCCAGCGCACCGCUUUGUGCACCUGCACCGAUCCAAGCGAAGACGAUGAUUUCGGCAUGGGGAACGACGAUUACUGGGACAAUCGCACCACGCGUGCGUUUAAACCGGCCGCAAGAUACACCCUGCUCGGGGUGAUGUCCGCACUGUUUAUUGCCUGCUGGGUAGGCCUGUAUAUUGGAAUCCAACAUGAUGAUGCGGAAAAGGAAGCCAACGGCGACAACGAUGAAGAUGUCGAAUAACAUGGCAACGAACGGAAGUGCAAUUGAAAGAUUGAAUCGGUUUUGAGGAAGACGAUCGCAAACGCUAAAGGUGGAAAAAACCUGCUCGAUCGAUGAAUAAUGAUUGCGCAACAAU
This is a messenger RNA of Pseudo-nitzschia multistriata, 908 nucleotides long. NCBI's taxonomy places the organism in Eukaryota, Bacillariophyta, Bacillariophyceae, Bacillariales, Bacillariaceae. The record is from the annotation of a GenBank genome assembly.